Molecule: messenger RNA, 1145 nt
Organism: Callorhinchus milii (elephant shark)
Lineage: Eukaryota; Metazoa; Chordata; Chondrichthyes; Chimaeriformes; Callorhinchidae
Gene: pnkd
Product: PNKD metallo-beta-lactamase domain containing
Exons: 9
Coding region: 22-1083 (353 amino acids)
Cellular component (GO): mitochondrion
Molecular function (GO): hydroxyacylglutathione hydrolase activity
Source: RefSeq, a predicted model, not a curated record
UGGGGCCGCGCCUGCGCAGUGAUGCUGGGCCUAGGCCUGGGCCUGGCGCUGGCGGCGCUCUCGGCGCUGCUCCUCCUGUUGUUGUGCCGCCGCCUCCGCGCUUCGUCCGCCACCGCCGCCCGUCUGAUGGCGCGGACCGAGAGGCCGCUCUUCAGGAUCGCGUACACACUGUACACGAGGACCAAACUGGGGUACAUUUUCCACAAGAAGCAGCUGAGGAAGGCUCGCGAGUGCUACCCCUCCGGCCAUUCCGUGGUCAACCCCACAGUGAUCAACGGCGUGAAAAUCCUCCCGGUUCCCAUCCUGUCCGACAAUUACAGCUAUCUGGUCAUCGACACCGCCUCCAGGCUGGCAGUCGCCAUCGACCCGUCUGAUCCUCUCAGCAUUCAGACUUGUCUUGAACAGGAAGGCGUGUCUCUGGAAGCUAUCCUCACCACACACAAGCACUGGGACCACAGUGGUGGGAACAAAGCGCUGAAAAAGAUCUACAAAUGCUGCCGGGUGUAUGGGAGCUCCACAGACAACGUCCCCGGCCUUACAGACCCGCUGGCCGACAAACAGACCAUCCACGUGGGGAACCUGCGAUUCCAGGCUCUGGCCACCCCCGGGCACACCAUUGGGCACAUGAUCUACGUGCUGGACGGUUCCCCGCACCACGGCCCCGCGUGCGUCUUCUCCGGGGACCUGAUCUUCCUAUCCGGCUGCGGCAGGAUAUUUGAGGGCAGCUGUCCGCUCAUGCUGACUUCAUUGGACAUUGUGAAUGCUCUCGGAGAUGAGACCCUCCUAUGGCCAGGUCACGAGUACGCACAGGACAAUCUGCUAUUUGCUGCUUCAGUUGAGCCAAAGAACGUAGCUGUGUUUAACAAGUUGGAUUGGGUAAUAGCUCGCAGGCAAGAGAAGCUUGGCACAUGCCCGUCCACCAUCCGGGAGGAGAAGGAGUACAACCCUUUCCUGCGGACACACUGCCCCGACCUGCAGCAGGCGCUGGGGGUGCAGCGGGGGACCGGUGAGGACCCCCACGCUUUCAGGGCCCGCGUGCUGGAGGAGGUGCGCAAGCGUAAGGACUAUUUCAACUGCAGAUAGCAGUCUAAGCAAGCCCCCAUCCCACCUCUCUGCCCAACCCUCCUCUCUGCCCCUCUCUCUGU